Messenger RNA from Spizellomyces punctatus DAOM BR117, 1074 nucleotides. RefSeq names its product cytochrome b-c1 complex subunit Rieske, mitochondrial, variant. The transcript has 7 exons. Gene Ontology annotation, biological process: mitochondrial electron transport, ubiquinol to cytochrome c. The record is from RefSeq and is a predicted model, not a curated record. Gene Ontology annotation, molecular function: quinol-cytochrome-c reductase activity; 2 iron, 2 sulfur cluster binding. Lineage: Eukaryota; Fungi; Chytridiomycota; Chytridiomycetes; Spizellomycetales; Spizellomycetaceae. Bases 54 to 809 code for a protein of 251 amino acids. Gene Ontology annotation, cellular component: membrane.
CGUCCUCAACACUCUCGACCUCGUUUUAUCAAAGGAUCGGGGCGAACGGAGCCAUGUACAGGCCGCUAUUUCCUUCCGUGAUGCAUUCACGCACACAUUGGACACAGCGGGUACCCAGUGUGGUCUUGAAGUUGAUCCCAACCUCUUUUGCGACAUCAAAGAAGGCCCAUCUGCCAUGUGUUUCCGAUAUUGCGGUAAAAUACUAUCAAGUUCCUGAGCUGGUGUCCAAGACAAACUUUACUGCUCCACUCCUGUUUUCAUAUCAGAAGCGUGCAUUCAGCUCACCCGUAACAAAGGCUGCACCAGAUGAUGAUGUUAUCCGUCCACCGCAAGACCAGGCCAAAUACAUCGAACCAAAAUACUAUUACGAUGAAAUUGCGGCACGAAAUACGAGGUACCUUCUUGUUGCAAGUUUUAGCGUCCUUGGUGCCGUUGCUGCCAAAAAUAUUGUCACCGAUUACAUGGAAAAUUUGGCUGCGUCCGCGGACGUGCUUGCCUUGGCCAAGGUGGAGCUAGAUAUGGGAUCUGUGCCUGAGGCAAAGAACGUGGUUGUAAAGUGGCGCGGAAAACCAGUUUUUAUUCGGCACCGCACAGCAGACGAGAUCGCUGAAGCUCGCUCGGUUCCCCUGAGCGAGCUCCGAGAUCCUGAAAAAGAUGAAGACCGCGUUAAAAAGCCCGAAUGGCUAGUGAUGCUGGGAGUCUGCACACACCUGGGGUGUGUACCCAUUGGGGAAGCUGGGGACUAUGGAGGAUGGUUUUGCCCAUGUCAUGGUUCUCAUUAUGAUAUCAGUGGACGUAUCCGAAAGUGAGCUGUGAAUAUGUAGGGACACGUCAUUACUGGCUAUGCGGUUGACCUUUCAAUUUCAGAGGACCCGCCCCAUUGAAUAUGGAAAUUCCUCCAUAUGACUUCAAUGAAGUCGACGGCAAGAUAGUCAUCGGCUAGGGAAGCGUCAUUUAGAUGAGGCUCGAUAUGCUGUUCAGUGCCGAGGUUGUUCUUGCAUGUGUAUAUUGUGUGGUUUAGUAAAGAUAAAUUACAAUGCUGAUGCCAUUGCCGCUCAUCGGCCUGUAUACAGC